AGACCAUAGACAAGACAGAUAGAAAUGUCAAAAGUCUUGUGUUGUGUGUAGAUUUGCUGAGGUUUUGUGUUUGUUUGUUCCCUUUUAUUUCCCUGAUUAUACAAUAAAUAAAUAGAAAGGUGGUGUAAUCCUGCAGAACCAUGGCGGAACUAGCGGCCUUACUGCAGACGGAAAUCCCCGAGGGGCGAAGUCACUUGACCGACAGCCACACCAACCUGGAGCGGGUCGCGGAGUACUGCGAGGCCAACUACUUCCAGUCAGAAAACAAGCGCCUCGCGUUGGAAAGCACCAAGAAUUACACUACUCAAUCUCUAGCCAGUGUUGCGUAUCAGAUCAACACACUGGCAUACAAUUUUCUGCAACUGUUGGAGUUGCAAACUAUGCAGUUGGCGGAGAUGGAGGGCCAGAUGAACCACAUCGCGCAGACUGUGGCCAUCCACAAGGAGAAGGUGGCUCGCCGGGAGAUUGGCGUGCUGACGGCUAACAAGGUGACCAACAGGCAGUACAAGAUCAUUGCUCCAGCUAACCCGGAGAAGCCCAUCAAGUAUGUUAGGAAGAGCAUUGACUAUACAGCUCUAGACGAGAUCGGUCACGGCGCGCGCUGGGCGCUGGGCGGGGCGGGGACGCCUCGCGGGGGCUCCCGGCGAGCGCCCGCCGCCGCGCUGCCCGCGCCCACCACCAAGCCGCCCACGCCGCCCGCCGCCGUGCGCGCCGCCGCCGCCGCCGCAAAUACCGGCACGCUGGGACGGGGCACGCUUGGCAAGUCGUCGCGCGAGUACCGCACGCCGCCGGCCGUGGCGCCGCCGCAGGUGCCGUCGCACUAUGCGCCCAACUACCCGCGCCGCCCGCCGCCCUACUCCGCCGCGCCCAACCAGCCACAGGUGGGAAUGGUGCACCCGAACCAGCACCAGUCCAACUACAGCUCGCAGCAGGACAUCAUGCACUCCAGCAUCAACAUGCCGCCGCCGCCGUCGCCGCUGAUUGGCUCGGACGGCGAGCACAGCCAGCACUCGCAGCAGUUCAGUCUGCCCGGACAGCGCGCAUCAUCUUCAUCAACGGGCGGGUCAGCGCGCGGGGGCUCGGUGUCGCCGCCGCUGCCGCCGCCGCCGCUCGACGAUGAACUCACGCACGAGGCCUUCGGGCGACCCAUGACCGCCUUGCAGCAAAGCAAGAUGGUGGGCCAGUACCCGGGCGCGGUGCCCGCCAUCGUGCCCGACGACGACGACCUGCCCGGCUGGGUGCCCAAGAACUACAUCGAGAAAGUGGUGGCGAUCUACGACUACUACGCGGACAAGGAGGACGAGCUGUCGUUCCAGGAGAGCGCCGUGAUCUACGUGCUCAAGAAGAACGACGACGGCUGGUGGGAGGGCGUCAUGGACGCCGUCACCGGACUGUUCCCCGGGAACUAUGUUGAACCGACAGUCUGAGAGAGAGAGAGCUACAGCCAUUAAUAUGCAUUAGAGGCGAUUCUGAAGGCAGGGGGUUUGUUUUGAUACUGUCGAAACUAAAAUUUGAAAUAUUUAAAAUGAGAUUUACCACUAAGAAAUUGCUGAAUUUAAAAUCGGUGUCUUCAGAAUCACUGCCAGUAUCAGCGGGUUCAUCAGUAAUCUUCCACACAUGGUUUAAAGCCACUCCCGAGGAGCGCCGCUGCCGGCUGCCUUCCUCUGCAUCCCGCGAGCGUGAUGUAAUCCGCUUGCCGCUUGUAAACAAUGUGAGUGCAGUGCACUGAAUAAAGGUUUAAAAAUUUUCUUUCUUCUAAAGAUAACUAUUCUGACACAUACUCAGAUACCGCUGCCGGUACCAAGGUGGCAUUUUCAUUCGCUACCACCUACCACUACAAACCAAUUUUGCAUUAUUGUUAAUAGGUCAUAACUAAUUAGGAGCGCUGGAAAUCAGUGAUAGUUAGAAUUUAAUUUAUCAGACAGAUUCAAUGCAUAGAAAGCGAAAGUUGCCUUUUGUAUUAUGCUUAAAUGCGCCAUGUUUAUAACUAAAGAAUGAAGAAAAGUAGGAAUGAAUAAGUCUAGAGUAAGUUAUCACCAUUGUAAACUGUAGGCUAACACAAUAAUCGCGUUUUAUUUACUACGAUAGAUGUAAGUCAAUUUAUAGAUAUAAUACAUGAUGAAAUUAUUCGCAUUUUUGUUUUAUAGUUAGCCGAAAGGGGGAAAUCAAACUAUAAUCUAAACAACUUUUCAAAAUUCAUGAAAAAUAAACAAUGUUACGUGACCGACCAAGUUCGUAAUUUUUCAAACCAUUGAACAAUACUUGUUUAGUAUUACCUCUUUCGGCUUACUAUAUCUUUUUGAAUACACUGUAUAUGCCAUCUAAUAUAUUUUGUUCUAUACAUACGUAAGCACUAUAUACCUUAAAUAGCUAGCUAUGUUUAUACCUAGGUAUUAUAUAAGACUUAAUUUUAAGAUACUAACAAUAUAUUUAUCAUUCCUGUGUAUAGCAUGAAAUUGUCUAGAAUUUAAAAUGUAUUCUUACAGAUUAAAAUAUUAACGAUAAA
Messenger RNA from Plutella xylostella (diamondback moth), 2506 nucleotides. It is a transcript of the gene Abi, whose product is annotated as tyrosine kinase Abl. Gene Ontology annotation, molecular function: signaling adaptor activity; SH3 domain binding. Gene Ontology annotation, cellular component: actin-based cell projection; SCAR complex; lamellipodium. Gene Ontology annotation, biological process: neuron migration. NCBI's taxonomy places the organism in Eukaryota, Metazoa, Arthropoda, Insecta, Lepidoptera, Plutellidae. The record is from RefSeq and is a predicted model, not a curated record.